AGUUUCUUUGUUUUGUUUAAGGUAACCUGUAAGUCUUUAUUCAAACAAGUGGUUUUUAAUUAAGUGGACAUUUUAUAAUGAAAACUUGGGCUUCUUUACUCGGCUGUGAUUUCGUCGAUUCAGCUUUGAAUUCAAUUGAUGAAUUUUGGAAACAACAUGUUGCUACGCUUAAAAAUUCAAUUGAAAGUGAAUGGAUUUUGAAAAAACGUAAACAAAGUUUCUCACCACCUCAAAAAUCAAAGGUGAUCAAAUCUACCCCAAAAUUAACCGCUUCUGCCGCUAAGAGAAGAUUAGAGGAAGAAGAGAAGAGAAAAGCUAAUUUAGCCCAAAUGAAAGAGAAAGAGGAGAAAGUUAUUCAAAACAAGCAAGAAAAUCUCAAGAUUAAAGCCCAGAUGACCAAAUUGAGAAACGAAGAGAAAAGAAAAAGGAUUGAACAAAUUAAGAAAAAGGAGGAAGAAGAGUUGAGAGAAAAACGUGCAAAGGAACAAUCUAAACUGGAAGAGAUUGAAAAGCGGAUUAAAGAAAAAGAAGAGACUCGGAAACGUGACCUUCAAAAAACUCAUGAAGCAGCUAAAAAGAAGCAACAAGUGUUCGAUCUAAGAAAACAACAAGAAGAAGAAGAGCGAAAGGCUCGUCUUGUAAAGCAAGAGGAGCAAAUUAAACAGAAAAAGGAAGAAAGUGAACGUAUUCGAAUACAGCAAGAUAAAAUUCUCAAGAUGAUCGCUCAACAUAAUAAUAACCUUCAAAAAGGCCAUUUAGUAAAACAACCUGUGCCACUAACACCUUGUGGAAACCAAUGUGUAACACAAUUGCCCUUAAAUGGAACGUUUUCUUUAAAAAAAGAAGCCGUGGAAAAACGGAAACCAAUGGAACUUGAAAGUUACCAAAUUUCACCUCCUAAACCGAAGCCUAAAUCAAUUCCAGUUAAUUAUGAUAUAAGUGAUAUAAAGUCUGAUGAUGAUACUGAUGACGAGGAACGACCAAGAAAAUUGAUACCCUCUUGGGCUAAAGGUGAUGCGUUAAUAGUGGCCUUAGAUGCACAAUUUGCAAAACCACGUCGAGCUCGGGAAAGACAAAUACACGAGAUUUUCCCCUGUUAUGAUUACACAAUUGACUUGGUCGAGAUAUUCAAAACUAAUCGUGUAGUUCAUCCCAAAUACGACAAGCGAACCAGUUCAGUUGUAUGGAGCUCACCACCUUGUAACUCAACAAUCAACCGCAGCAUAUUAACAGGCUGUUUGUAAUCCAUGUGUCCAUCAUGAAAAUUUAUUAAAUAAUACAAUCAAAACUAAAGAUAACGAAUCAAAAUACUAAAUUUUUCAACAAUAAAUCACUUGAUUCAAAAUUA
This is a messenger RNA of Panonychus citri (citrus red mite), 1348 nucleotides long. RefSeq names its product inner centromere protein-like. The record is from RefSeq and is a predicted model, not a curated record. Gene Ontology annotation, cellular component: nucleus; chromosome passenger complex; meiotic spindle midzone. Gene Ontology annotation, biological process: metaphase chromosome alignment; positive regulation of protein serine/threonine kinase activity; mitotic cytokinesis. NCBI's taxonomy places the organism in Eukaryota, Metazoa, Arthropoda, Arachnida, Trombidiformes, Tetranychidae. Bases 78 to 1244 code for a protein of 388 amino acids. Gene Ontology annotation, molecular function: protein serine/threonine kinase activator activity. The transcript has 2 exons.